AUGUGCCUCAUAAUAAUAAUAAUAAUAAUAAUCUUUUUGAGUGGCGAACCCAGAGCCCAGAGGGCCAUAGGGCAUACACAGAAUCGUCUGGUGUCCAGCACGCCAGUAAGGAGCCUCACAGUCGCACAAGCUGCUGCAGAGCACGAGCAGCUAGUGGGCCAGUUGCAGGCACUGGCGGCUUUAAGAGACUACCUGCCGCUGCACAUAUAUCACGACGCGUCGGGCCAUCUCUUUGGAGACGAGGAGCUCACACACUCAGAAUCAACCCCGGCGCAGAUCCCACGGCUGCGCCCGGAGUAUGCCAAUCUGAGGGCUUACGCAGCUGGCAACAUUGAGCUGUGCAAGAGCUUCUUCUUCGAGCUGGACAGGCAUCUGCACGAGGUGCUGGCGCCAAGGCUGGACGAGCUCGGAAUGGCGCGCCACGGGGCGGCCUGGCCGGAGCCGCCGCAUGGCUACAGCAUAGAUCUCGACGAGGCUCCAAUGCGAAAAAGGAUGACUCGCAGCACCUGA
Molecule: messenger RNA, 510 nt
Organism: Coccomyxa subellipsoidea C-169
Lineage: Eukaryota; Viridiplantae; Chlorophyta; Trebouxiophyceae; Coccomyxaceae
Exons: 4
Coding region: 1-510 (169 amino acids)
Source: RefSeq, a predicted model, not a curated record